This is a messenger RNA of Jaculus jaculus (lesser Egyptian jerboa), 1203 nucleotides long. It is a transcript of the gene Wdr74, whose product is annotated as WD repeat domain 74. The record is from RefSeq and is a predicted model, not a curated record. The transcript has 11 exons. Gene Ontology annotation, molecular function: protein binding. Gene Ontology annotation, biological process: ribosomal large subunit biogenesis. Bases 12 to 1163 code for a protein of 383 amino acids. Gene Ontology annotation, cellular component: preribosome, large subunit precursor; nucleolus. NCBI's taxonomy places the organism in Eukaryota, Metazoa, Chordata, Mammalia, Rodentia, Dipodidae.
CGCGGAGCGCGAUGGCCGCGGCGUGUGCGCGCCUGAACCACGUGUGGGUCGGCACCGAGACGGGGAUCCUGAAAGGGGUAAAUCUUCAGCGCAAACAGGCGGCGAACUUCACGGCGACCGGGCAGCCGCGGCGCGAGGAGGCGGUGAGCGCCCUGUGCUGGGGCGCCGGCGGCGAGGCCCAGAUCCUGGUGGGCUGCGAGGACCGGACUGUGAGGCACUUCGAUACCGAGGAGGGCACAUUCCAGGGCCAGAGGCACUGCCCAGGCGGGGAGGGCACGUUCCGAGGUCUCGCCCAGGCUGAUGGCACCCUUAUCACAUGUGUGGAUUCUGGGAUCCUCAGAGUCUGGAGUGACAAUGAGAAGGAGGCAUCCUCUGACCCCCUCCUGGAACUGAAGGUGGGUCCUGGGGUAUGUAGGAUGCGUCAAGAUCCAGCACACUCCCAUAUGGUUGCCACGGGUGGAAAGGAAAAUGCUUUAAAACUGUGGGACCUUCAGCGGUCUGAACAACCUGUGUUCAGGGCCAAGAAUGUGCGGAAUGAUUGGCUUGAUCUUCGAGUUCCCAUCUGGGACCAGGAUAUACACUUUCUCCCUGGGUCACAGAAGCUUGUCACAUGCACAGGGUACCAUCAGGUCCGUGUCUAUGAUCCAGCCUCUCCUCAGCGCCGGCCAGUUCUAGAGACCACCUAUGGAGAGUACCCACUGACAGCCAUGGCUGUCACUCCUGAGGGCAAUUCUGUCAUCAUAGGCAACACUCAUGGACAGCUAGCAGAAAUUGAUUUUCGGCAAGGGCGCCUACUGGGCUGUCUGAAGGGGCUGGCAGGCAGUGUCCGCGGGCUGCAGUGUCACCCUUCAAAACCCCUACUAGCUUCCUGUGGCUUGGACAGAGUCUUGAGGAUACACAGGAUCCGGAAUCCACGUGGCCUAGAGCAUAAGGUUUAUCUCAAGUCUCGACUGAACUGCCUCCUCCUGUCAGGCAGGGAUAACUGGGAGGAUGAGCCCGAAGAACCUCAGAAGCCCAACAAUGUGCCAGAAGACACAGAGACCGAUGAGCUUUGGGCGGCUUUGGAGGCAGCUGCCAAGCGGAAGCUUCCGGAUGCGGGUCCCCGAGGGACUGUCCAAACCGGGAAGAUAAAAAAGAAACGUUCUAGAUCACCAGUUCCUUAAGACUGCUUACUUUCUAAAUAAACAGCUAAAUUCAUCAUGA